Messenger RNA from Diaporthe citri, 1611 nucleotides. RefSeq lists its product as uncharacterized. The coding region runs from base 1 to 1611 and encodes 536 amino acids. The record is from RefSeq and is a predicted model, not a curated record. Gene Ontology annotation, biological process: cell-cell adhesion. Gene Ontology annotation, molecular function: metallopeptidase activity; polysaccharide binding; oligosaccharide binding. Gene Ontology annotation, cellular component: phagocytic vesicle; protein complex involved in cell adhesion; cell surface. NCBI's taxonomy places the organism in Eukaryota, Fungi, Ascomycota, Sordariomycetes, Diaporthales, Diaporthaceae. The transcript is spliced from 2 exons.
AUGGCCUUCAAGGAGGAACAGCGCGCCAUUCAAGUCUCCCUUCAAGAAUAUCCACUCAAUGCACUUGGAUCUUCAGGCUUUCUGCCAGUUGAAGCAGCUGCCGUCUCGUCGGCCAAACGAGGCGAGCCUUCCGCUCUUGCCCUGAAUAUCUCUAAGCGAUGGGCUCCUGGUAAAGUCCUCAAGAUCAAGUUUUUGGGUGGUGACAAGGCCAUCCAGGACAAGGUCAAGCAGUGGGCUCAUCAAUGGCUUUUGUAUGCCAACUUGAGCUUCUCGUGGGUCGGAAAGAAUGAGCCCGCAGAGAUCCGGAUUGAUUUCAAGCCCGGCGGCUCAAGUUCUUUUGUGGGAACGUACUGUCUUACCAUCAAAGACCAGUCCACUCGCACGAUGAACCUGGACAUAUCUUCCGAUUCAUCAGAAGAACUCAUCCGCCGCAAAGUGCUUCAUGAGUUCGGACACGUCCUCGGUUUCGAGCAUGAGCACCAGUCUCCCCUUGCCAUUUUCCAGUGGAACGAAGAGUACAUCUAUCGGUCACUGAGAGGUCCACCAAAUUUCUGGAAUGACAAAGAGAUUAAACAUAACGUUCUCAAUCGGCUCAAAUCUACAGAAAUUCAGGCGACCCCUUUCGAUCCGGAUUCCAUCAUGCUGUACGAAUACCCUCCUGAGUGGUUCAAGAACAAUGGCGGUCAAGGAACCAAGUACAAUACCUAUUUGUCCAAGAAGGACAAAGACUGGGCUAGCGUUUGCUACUCCCGCUAUUCCAAGGACAUUGGACAGUUCAGCACGGUUGAGAUUAGGCCCUGGGACCAGCCGGCGUCCAGGCCAGACAAGAAGGAUAUCGAGUUUGAGCCUGCGUACGCCCAGCCCCCGCAGAUCGCGCUCGGCUUGACCUGGCUUGACCUGGACCACCAGAAUGAGAUCUCAGUCGAUGCAUCCGCUGAGAGCAUCUAUGAGGAUAGCUUCAAACUCAAAAUUUCCUCGGCAUCGUCAGCGCGCCUGUAUGUGGCAGCUUGCUCCUGGCUUGAGAUUUCUAGCUCGGAGGAGGAGGUUUUCACGGGUCAGUUCGAUGUCACAUCUGCUUGGCAGGAUGGGAAAAAGCAAACGGAGACAGAAAAGCCGAUCCGGUUUCCUCAAAGGUUUGACAAUGAACCACCGGUUGUCGUCUGCUGGUUCAGCGCUUUGGAUCUCGGCCAGGACUCCCGCUGGAAGGUCAACACCUACGUCACAGACAUCAGCAGGUCCUCGUUCACCAUCCACGUGGGCGCGGACCCGGCGACGGACCUUCGCGGCGCUCGCGUGACAUGGGUCGCCUUCCGCCGUGGGAAAGAAGGCAUGGCUGGAGGUACGUUCUCAUCUGGCGACAUUGAGGGCCUCAAAUCCACCGGAAAUGUCGAGUUCGAGGGCAAGUUUGACACCGACCCGCAUAUCAUGAUGGCACUGAGCGGGCUCGACUUCGAGAACGGCCACAAUCUCCGGUUGCGGCUUAGCAGCUCGCGACUCGAGAAGAGCGGCUUUACUUGGAACCUCGACACUUGGCUGGAUUCUGUAAUGCACGGGGCUACCGGGUCUUUCAUUGCUAUUUCGCAGCCGGAAAUGAGUCCGUCUUCAUGGUGA